Molecule: messenger RNA, 5882 nt
Organism: Biomphalaria glabrata
Lineage: Eukaryota; Metazoa; Mollusca; Gastropoda; Planorbidae
Product: sodium/calcium exchanger 3-like
Exons: 14
Coding region: 803-3256 (817 amino acids)
Biological process (GO): transmembrane transport; cell communication; calcium ion transport
Cellular component (GO): membrane
Molecular function (GO): calcium:sodium antiporter activity
Source: RefSeq, a predicted model, not a curated record
UUGGCAAGAAACGUUUAGAGAAAGAGAAGAGUUUUUUGUUUGUUUGUUUUUAUGGGGGAGAAAUUGUUCUCGGAUAGUUUCUCUUUAAUGUUCUGGUUUGUUCUGAAUGUGAUUUCAUGACGUCACUCAUUCGAUAGUGACAUGAAUUUAGAGGUGCAGGCAUAAACAAAAUAAAAUGCACUUUCAACCAACGUUGUGAAACAAAAUAUUAGGCCUAUAGUAAAAGGAAAAUCAGAAUGAAAUUGAAAUAGUACGGGAUACUUGUGAUGGAACAAAUAGGACAAGCUCCAGCCUGGCUAACUACUGGAAUGUUCUGGAUAAUAUGGAUAAUAGUUUGUUUUUUUAACUGCUCAUUCAAAGCAUUCUUAUCUUAUCAAGUGCUUACAUAUUGACCACAUGAAGACUAUUGCGUGAGAUUCAGUUCCUUAUCAAGUGGCUCAUGUUUAGAGUUUUCAGUUGUGCAAGUGUAUUUCAUUUUUUUUUGCCAACAAUAAGACCAAUGAAAAAAAAAAGAGUAAAUUACCUAUCAACCCAAUACUUUCUGACAACUAAGUAAAUUUAUAUGAAAAAAACUGAUGUAUUCGUAGUCUCAAUGUUCCCUUCAUAAAACUGCAUCAGAUUAUGUAAACAUUGACAUUAACACAUAUUUUCUUGAAAAAGCUUCAGGUCUAGUUCUGAUUAGUCUGUUUGUCUGCUGGAGAUGUUCUCGUGCCAAUGCUGGAGAAUGUCUGCAAUGGAAGCAUCAUAACAUCACAUCUUCAAAACAGUCAUGUGACCAGCGUUGUUAACGCCACAGGGCGCUAUGAACAACACCUGUAACUAUUCCACCUGCUACAACGUUGGGCUCUUGCUCCCUAUCCUGAACGAGUCCACCUGGUCAGUGGGCGCCAGGAUAUUCUUCUACGUUAUUGGCAUGCUGUGGUGCUUCCUGGGAUUGACCAUCGUGUCGGACUCGUUCAUGUGCGGUAUUGAGUGCAUCACAAGUAAGACAAAGACAGUCACAGUGGCGAAGUCUGGGGGCGAGGGUUUCCAGCAGAUUGAGGUGAAAGUCUGGAACGACACGGUGGCCAACCUCACGUUACUUGCCUUCGGCACCAGUGCACCAGAGAUCCUCCUUAACGUCAUCGAGAUAUGCGGGCAGAAUUUCGUUGCUGGGGACCUGGGUCCAGGGACGAUUGUUGGAUCAGCGGCCUUCAACUUGUUUAUCAUCACCUCCUUAAGUAUCACUUGUAUACCAGACGGCGAGACCAGGAAAAUCAAAGACAUGCACGUGUUUGCCUUGACCAGCAUCUCUGGCAUCCUGGCUUACGUCUGGCUCAUCCUUGUUCUUCUGGUAAUAUCUCCCAAUGUUGUGGAUCUGUGGGAGGCCAUCUUGACCUUUAUGAUGUUCCCGGUACUUAUUGUUAGUGCCUACGCUGCCGACAGAGGUCUCUGGUGCCGGCCCAGGAACAAAACUUCUGCUCAAAUUGAAAUAGCUUUAGAGGCUAGUAAACGCAAGUCAUAUAGUAGUGAUACAGACAUAAUAGAUGUGGCCAGAAAGCUGGCCAGAGACAAAUCAAUCAACGAAGACGACGUAGCCCAAGCCAUGGCUGCCCAGAUUGACAGCACGAGGCCCAAGACCAGUAGCUGGUACAGAGUUAAUGCCAGUCGAAUGAUGUCCGGUGGACAAAAGUUGGUGGUGAAACCCAAGAAAAGCGCUACGGAGCUGCUGGAGAAAGUCCAUGCUGGAUCUUCCGAUUUAUCUCGGCUCAAUGAUCAUCUCGCCAAUGGAGUCAACGGUGCUGUUUCGUCUAGAGACGUCAAUCUACAACCCAAGAAAUCUGUCAUAGAGUUUACUUCCGCUUCUUGCAGUGUCCUGGAGAAUGAGGGAAUGGUCAGAAUUGGAGUGAGACGGACAGGGGACUUAAGCAGACAAGUGACCAUUGGAGUGGAGACUCUCGAUGGCACAGCUCUAGCUGGGCAAGACUACAAGCCCACCAAGCAGCUGAUGAUAUUCGCAGCUGGAGAAAGCAAGAAGGAGCUCUACGUUGAUAUUGUUGAUGACAACGUCUGGGAGCCGGACGAGUUCUUCUACGUCAAGCUGUUCCACCCGACACCAGGUAGCACUGUGGAGGACGUAGAGAUAGGCAAGGUAGCCACCAACAAGGUCACAAUCAUUAAUGAUGAUGAGCCAGGUAAAUUGGAGUUUAGCAAGCCAAUUUAUAUCGUCAAGGAAAGCGCCUUGAAUGCCAGUUUGAUGAUCAACAGGGUCAACGGAGCAGACGGCGAGGUUCAGGUCACCUGGACAACGACUGACAUCACCGCUAGGUCGGAAAUGGACUACGCUGGCGGUGAAGGCAAAGUGCUUUUCACACACGGAGAAACCAGCAGCACCAUCUCAAUCGACAUUUACAGCAACAAGACCAAACAAGAUGAACUAAGUUUUCAGGUUGAGCUGUCCAACCCAACAGGUGGCGCUGACCUAGGAAAGAUUACAAAAGCGGUGGUCACGUUGAUAAAUGAUGAAGAGUUCGACCGAAUGGUAGCUCGUAUCGCCAGUAAAACUCAAAAGAAUCUGGACAGUCUGAAGUUAGACACCAGCACCUGGGGGGAGCAGUUCCAGUCUGCCAUGAACGUCAACGGAGGAAACCUGGAAGCUGCCAACUAUGUUGACUACAUUUUACAUUUUGUAACCUUUUUCUGGAAGGUUCUGUUUGCUUGUUUACCUCCACCCUCAGUGGGAGGGGGCUGGCCCACGUUUUUAUCUUCUCUAGCUGUGAUUGCACUACUGACCGCUAUAGUCAGCGACAUGGCCAAAAUAUUUGGUUGCCUGGUUGGCCUAUCCGAUUACAUCACAGCCAUUACUUUUGUUGCUCUUGGAACUAGCAUGCCCGAUGCCUUCGCCUCCAGGUGCGCGGCCAUCAACGAAAAAUGGGCCGACUCAUCCAUUGGGAACAUCAACGGAAGUAAUAGUGUGAAUGUCUUCCUUGGGCUGGGCCUUCCCUGGCUGUUGGCGUCUGUAUACUGGAACCUCCAGGGAAAAGACUUUUAUCAUCCUUCUGGAACAGUCGGACUAAGUGUGACACUCUUCACCAUCUGCGCCACUUUAGUACUUCUUGUACUAGUCGUUAGAAGACGCAUGGCCAGAUUUCAUUUCGCGGAGCUGGGCGGUCCAAAACUAGAAAAAUAUUUGACUGGAGUUGUGCCAUUGGGCAUAUGGGUCAUCUACGUGUUGCUCUCGUCUCUCCAGGCCCAGGGAGUUUAUACUGCGUUCUAGCCAGUCAGAGAAAUCUGGCUACAAAGUAUGCAGGUGUAACAAGUACAUAUAUAUUGUAAAUAUUAACAGAGUCGAACCAAAACUGAAGCUUCCAUUUUGAGGAUUCGCAAUUCUGAGGAUUAUUUUGGAUAUCUAUCUAGGUUUAACAAAGAUAGGUACACUCCAUCUCCUGGAAGGAACUAUAGUGAAAUGCUGUGAAUGUAAUAAUCAACUUAAUGUGUAUAAGACUUUCAUUCUGAUAGUGAGUGGCUGGGAAGACUAUUGAUAAGCUCAUGCAAACCAUGGGAAAAUUGUAAAUCUUUCAUUAACAAUCACGCUGACCUUUAACCUAUACGUGAUUGAUUGUUUGAUAAGCUGAAUGCAAGUAAAACCUGGAUAUGAUCUACGCCCACAGGGACAUAAAACACGUAGGCUUAAGUUGAAUGUACCUAACUGUAUGCAGUGUAUGUUGUGUUAGUUUAUGUUGAGUGCGUAGACAUCGGAACUUGGAGACUGACUAAGAAAUGUCAACUUGAUUUUCGUCAGUGGUCAUCCAAAACCAAUCUGUUGGACGUUUGGGAACAGAACCAAACAAAUACUCUUUCUAAAAGAAAUAUUUAUUAUUGAUAAUUUAACAUUUGAUAGAAGCCUUUAUUCAAAAGUACAAAUUUAUGAAAUACAGGCUCAGCUGUAGCUUAGUAUAUCUAUCUAUCUACAUAAAAGCUUCUUCUCUCGUGGUAAUUACAACAAUCACAUAUCCUAUGAACUCAAAGAUCACUGCAUUAAAAAAAAAAGCACAUUACAUAAUGUAGAACACUAGAUCCGCAUUAUACCAAUUACCUCGCUAUAGGACCUUGACCCAUCUAUUUACCUAUGACUCAGCUGUUAAAAACUGACUCAGUAAAGAGUUAAUAAGCAAUUUCUUGUUGAAACAGGAGCCACAACAUUUGUUUUAUUUGAAAGGGACGUACCGCAAGAAAACUGGGGCUACGUCUUUCAUUCAAAGUUGGCAUUACAUUUUUUCUAUUAGGAGUUAUUGAUGUUGGUUCGUAGCUUUGUCAGAGAAGUAUUAAAGAUACUUGUUUUGCAAAUUUGUCAUGAUCUGAUGACACUGUAAUAUGAGAAGCAAACUAAAUGUUUUAGUGAAAAAGUUGCAGGAGUAAAAAAAGUUAUUAGUUUAGUACACGCAGACUGUGCUAUCUCACAAGAAGCUGUGUCUUCUGGGCCUUUAAAACCAUUUCAAAUAUUACAAAAAAAAUAAAUAAAACAAAACAUGAAUGUUGAAAGAUUAACACCCAAAGAAACAAAAGAACAUACAAAUACAACUUUUAAAACAUUUGAUUACUAAUUACUACUAUUUAUUUCUGAAUCGCUGAUCUCCCUUGGAUGACAUAUUCUCUGUGACAUCUUCGAGCUAUACGAAGUCGGGAUGAAGUUUUUACAAAUAUGGCGACAGUUUCGUUUGAGCCCAUUCAUAGUUGCAUCUCUGAGUAUUCAAAUUAUUGACACACAAGAUGGAUAAUUAGUGCCGUAAAGAAGAGGAAAAAAUAAUAGACAUGGAAAUAGUUAGAGUUUAGAGAGGGCAUACUGAAACUAUAAGAAGUUUAUUAGCUACAGUUUAAACAUUCUGGUUAUAGUACGUUAAUUCUUUAACAAUAUUGUUGUUUAGCUUAUUUUUAUUAUUAUUAUUUAAAAUCCAAUCUAUUGGUUCAUUUAAAUUUGAGAUCAUUUAACAGCUGAAAAUGUAAAAGUAAUAGUGAUGUCAAAAUGAAACGCAUUUAAUCAGAAUUAAUCUUACAUUCGACUAUGACAUAUCAAUGUGACGCAUGCUCAGUAUUGACCACAGUGUAGAUCUAUCUAUGUUGGCAUCAGAGGCGGACUUAAUGCCCGGUGGGCCGGUGCCCAACUGUGCCGGUGGGGCUACCAAAUGGGCCAUACUAAAUGUCAGUGUCCCGUAAACGUGAUUUGACUCGCCUUAACAUUCCUAAAAUAUGUUUACAGAUUUAACUGUGUACUAUUAGCCACAUAUUUCAAAAUCAUUGAAUCGCUUAAACACGUACACCGUGCCUCUGUGAGUUUCAAAUAUCUUAAAACACAAAGAGAUUAACUAACAACAUAAGACUUAUAUUUUCUUUUUAUAGUCCUUAGAGGUUGUAAUAACAAAUAAGUAGAAAGCUCUGCCAGGAGAUGCAGUCAAAUGACUGAUUUUCUCGCCAGUUUGGCACAGACACUUCAGAAACGUUGCUGAGUCUCAUAACUUUCACAAAGGAACAUUUACAACUUCAUUUUUUGGGGGAGAUCAUGCAACGUUAGAGGCAACAACUCGCAUCCACAAAGAUUCAGAUGUAAACAUGUAAAAAAUACAAUAGGUUAUAGAACCCUACGUUUGCUUAUAUACAAUCAAUUUAUGGGACCAAUCGUUUGGCAAGGCCGCUUUUGACACAUGAGUAUACCCGUGCUGUUCACUAGCUAUAUUUAUGUUUUUUUCUCAUUUUAAUUUUAAAUAUGUAUGUAAUAAAUACAGUAAAUCCCUAUAUCCAUAAAAUGUAUUCUUUUUUUAAAUAUUAUAUUGUCAACCUUCAAAAGUUGUUCCAAACAAUUCAUAACAAAAAUCUUAUGUAAACAAUUUUUUUAUUCACAAUAAAAC